UUCGUGUGUAGGGUUAGCUGGCUCAACGCAGCAGCAGCAACACAGGCAGUACUGUUUACUGACCGGCUGCUCCUCGUAGCAGGUAGCAUAUAGUGAAAAAACAAAAACGUGUCGUUAUAUCUAACGGUUUGUACAAAGCUGUCACGGCGCACCGUCUGUUCUGAACCAGAGUAAACCGGAGCUGAAAUGCGAACGUAGCCGUUAGCAAGCGAGCCAGGCCGAGGAGAACUGGCCGGGCUGUCUCAUUCAUCCGGACAGGAGCAUAAAUGUUUCACACAGACCGGUUCACCGAGUUGGUUGUCGACGCUGGAGAGGAUGCGCAAGGACGUGAGGAUAUUAUUAGUGGGAGAGCCCAAGGUGGGGAAGACAUCUCUCAUCAUGUCGCUGGUCAGCGAGGAGUUCCCAGAUGUGGUGCCCUACCGAGCUGAGGAAAUCACCAUACCUGCAGAUGUGACACCGGAGAGAGUUCCCACACACAUUGUGGACUAUUCAGAGGCAGAGCAGACAGACGAGCAGCUCUUUCAGGAGAUCUCUAAGGCAAAUGUGAUUUGCAUUGUCUACUCUGUCAACAACAAGAAGUCCAUAGAAAAGGUGACCAGCCACUGGAUCCCCCUUAUUACUGAGAACACGGACAAGGACAGCAGGGUACCUCUGAUCCUGGUGGGGAACAAGUCGGACCUGGUGGAACACAGCAGCAUGGAGACCAUACUGCCCAUAAUGAACCAGUACAGUGAGAUAGAGACAUGUGUUGAGUGUUCAGCAAAGAACCUGAAGAACAUAUCAGAAUUGUUCUACUACGCCCAAAAAGCAGUUCUGCACCCCACUGGUCCCCUCUACUGUCCAGAGAAAAAAGACAUGAAGCCGCUUUGUGUAAAAGCUCUCACUCGAAUCUUCAAAGUGUCUGACCUGGACAAUGACGGGAUUCUCAAUGAUAAUGAGCUCAACUUCUUUCAGCGGACAUGCUUCAACACCCCACUAGAGCCUCAGGCUUUAGAGGAUGUAAAAAACGUGGUGAGGAAGAAUUUGAACGAUGGAGUGUGUGAUAAUGGACUCACUUUGAAAGGUUUCCUGUUCCUCCACACCCUGUUCAUUCAACGAGGUCGUCACGAAACAACCUGGACUGUGCUGAGGAGGUUCGGAUACGACGAUGACCUGGAGUUAAAUCAGGAUUACCUCUUCCCACCACUGAAAAUUCCUCCAGACUGCACCACAGAGCUCAACCACAAUGCCUACCUCUUCCUCCAGAGCGUCUUUGACAAACAUGACAAGGACCGUGACUGUGCCUUGUCGCCAGAGGAGCUGAGGGACCUGUUUGAUGUUUUUCCCUACAUGCCCUGGGGUCCAGAUGUCAAUAACACAGUUUGCACUAAUGACAAUGGCUGGAUCACCUACCAGGGGUACCUCUCCCAGUGGACACUAACAACAUAUCUCGACGUCCAGCGAUGCCUGGAGUAUUUGGGUUACCUUGGUUACUCAAUAAUUGCUGAACAGGAGUCUCAAGCAUCAGGAAUUACAGUGACCAGAGAUAAGAAGAUUGACCUGCAGAAGAAGCAGACCCAGCGCAACGUCUUCCGCUGUAAUGUCUUUGGAGAUAUUGGUAGCGGCAAGAGUGGUUUCCUCCAAGCUUUCCUGGGUAGAAACCUCAUGGUCCAAAAAAUGAUUAGAGAGGAACACCGAUCCUACUACGCCAUCAGCACAACAUAUGUUUACGGCCAGGAGAAAUACCUUCUUCUUCAUGAAGUGUUCCCUGACUUUGACUACCUGUCUGAUGCUGAUAUGGCCUGUGAUAUUGUCUGCCUGGUCUAUGAUGUCAGCAACCCUUACUCCUUUGAAUACUGCGCCAAAGUCUUCAAGCAAUACUUCAUGGACAGCAAGAUACCGUGCAUGAUGAUAGCAGCGAAGUCAGACCUGCCAGAGAUCAAACAGAUGUAUGGCUGCAGUCCUCUGGAGUUCUGUAGGAGGCACAAGAUGCCACCUCCACAGUCCUUCACCUGUAACACAGCAGCAGCGCCGAGCAGAGACAUCUACACCAAACUUACCACGAUGGCCAUGUACCCCCACGCCCGGCUGCGCUGCAUGUGCACUUGUAACCGGUGCACCUUCUGCUUGUGUCAGAACUUCCUCAACUCUGAGCUGCUGCAGACGGUUAGGGCCAAACUCUACGCUGUCAUACUCAGAAGACACGUGAGCCAAGCAGACCUGAAGAGCUCGACCUUCUGGCUCAGAGCAAGUGUCGGGGCCACAGUGUUUGCAGUGCUGGGCUUCACCAUGUACAGGGUGCUGCUCAAACCACGGUGAUCCUCGAGCACUUGGGUCCAUCCUACUUUUCCCAUGGUACAUAUAAAGCUAUUUUGACCGGUCACAACAUUAGGUUUUCCUGUUUGCUUUAAGUAAAUGAAAAACUUAUGGAAAAUCUGUCACAGUUUUGUAGUUUAAAUGUAUUUGUUUGUUUUUUGCGGGAAGAAAAUGUGUGGAAACUUACCUUAGCAGACUUUCUUUUUGCGUUUUCCUUCCACUGUAAUUUUCUCUUCUUGGGGGAUAAGUGAAAAAUAUUUAAUUUUCUACCAAAACUGCUAAUUUGCUUUAUCUGUUUGUCUGCAAGUAUUUGGAAAGUAAAGCAAAAAUAUUUAGAUUUAUAUAUAAAAAAAAAUGAGACUAAGCUGCUGAUGAGCUGUAGUGAGAUGCAUAUGAGUGAGUUACAAAUAGAGCUAUUUUUUUGGUUGCUUGCUGUUUGAAUUGAUGAACAACUCGGUGUCUCUUGCAACUGGGGAUUGCGAUAUGUGAAGUAUGCGAUAGAACUGAUGCUUUUACUCGACUGAACAAUAUGUAAAUGAUGUACAUAACAUAGUAGACUCUACAUUUCUUUGUCCAAAAGGGUCGUGUCUGACUCACACUAAUAGCCAGGUCACGAACUUGCACAAACAUUAGUAUCGAUUUCUCACACUGACAGAAUAACGGUUUGUCUUUCAUGGCCAAACACUUGGACGCACAUUUUUUUUUUUUUCAAAUUUGUACCUCUGAGCAUGUCAGUGUCUCAUUGGCAGAUGUGAAUGUGUGGAAUGAAGGCUCUCUUUCAACUCUCUCUCUCGUCUUCAAAUGUUGAUCACUUUAUUUGCCGGGUCGUCUGUGUAUGUGUGUUUAUAAGCUAAGGUAUCAAAAAUUUACACUGUACAGCCAUCCUCUAUGUUUUGUCUUUGCAUGCUUCCGAAUUUCCGACCACAUUCCAGUAUUUUCAGGUUUCCUUUACAAAAAAAUGGCUGUGCCAACGUCUCUACAUUGUUCGCUAUAACCGAGGGUUGCAGUUAUGUUUUUAGGAGUGCUGAACAGAGGAUAGUUGUGUCUUGAGUCAUAGUGACGUUUGACGGUCGUUUGAUCCUCGUUGUGAUUCCUGGUCAGUUCUCCUAAUGGCAGAAGAUGCAAAAAUGUGGCCCCAGAUGUUAAUUUCCAUAUAAACCGUAACAGCUUGCCACAAGGUUCGGUUUGGUGUAUCCUCUCAGCCCUGCCUUUCCAAAAGUUUACAAUAAACAAAUAUGUCUGUUA
This is a messenger RNA of Toxotes jaculatrix (banded archerfish), 3540 nucleotides long. It is a transcript of the gene rhot1b, whose product is annotated as ras homolog family member T1. The record is from RefSeq and is a predicted model, not a curated record. The transcript is spliced from 20 exons. The coding region runs from base 316 to 2298 and encodes 660 amino acids. Gene Ontology annotation, biological process: regulation of mitochondrion organization; mitochondrion organization; small GTPase-mediated signal transduction. Gene Ontology annotation, cellular component: mitochondrial outer membrane. Gene Ontology annotation, molecular function: GTP binding; calcium ion binding; GTPase activity. NCBI's taxonomy places the organism in Eukaryota, Metazoa, Chordata, Actinopteri, Toxotidae.